Arabidopsis arenosa is the source of this 755-nucleotide messenger RNA. NCBI's taxonomy places the organism in Eukaryota, Viridiplantae, Streptophyta, Magnoliopsida, Brassicales, Brassicaceae. The record is from the annotation of a GenBank genome assembly.
UUUGCUUCCAAUAAACUCCAACGAAGUGCUCUUGCUUUUUCUCAUUCUUAUAUCAUCAUCAUCAAUGGAGAAGGAAGACCUGUACGCUGUUAUGGAUUUGAACAAUGAAUGUACACAAAGAGAUCUCAAACUUUCUUACAAGAACCUUGUUCUGAAAUGGCAUCCAGAUCGGUUUCUUGAAGAUAUUGAGAAAGAUGAAGCCAAGAUGAAGUUUCAGUCCAUUCAACGAGCCUAUUCUGUUUUGUCGGAUUCCAACAAGAGGCUGUUGUAUGACGUCGGUGCUUAUGAUAGUGAUGACGACGAAACUGGAAUGGCUGAUUUCAUAAAUGAGAUGGUGACGCUGAUGGCUCAAACUCAAUCUACGGGUGACGAAAGUUUAGAGGAAUUUGAAGAGUUGUUUGAAGAAUUAUUGAAGGAUGAUGUGAAUCAAUUCAAAACUCGUUCGUAUUCGCCGGUUAAUGGCACGUCGGUGCGUUGCGAUGAUUUAUCAAAUGAUAUUCCGAACAAAAUUAACGCUCAUGACAACUGUUGUUGUAUAAGUUCUAGUAAGGUAGGUGGUCCAUCGACGAGAUUCCAAGUUGGCAAUAGAAGAUCUAAGAAGUAGAGCAUGACAAAGUUAACAUUACAUUUUUUAUGCAACUUCAUAUGUUUUAUUUUCGUUGUCUUGGUGCUAGAAAAAUAUGGUAUGUGUAAUUUUGUAUACAUUUUUUAUGGAACUUCAUAUGUUUGAUUUGUAUUAAACCUUUAGGUCGUUU